Molecule: messenger RNA, 1495 nt
Organism: Setaria italica (foxtail millet)
Lineage: Eukaryota; Viridiplantae; Streptophyta; Magnoliopsida; Poales; Poaceae
Product: probable serine/threonine-protein kinase PBL7
Exons: 5
Coding region: 1-1179 (392 amino acids)
Biological process (GO): protein phosphorylation
Molecular function (GO): protein kinase activity; ATP binding
Source: RefSeq, a predicted model, not a curated record
AUGGGUUCUUGCUUCUCAUCGGAGGGCGGCGGCGGCAGUAGGAGGGAGGUGCGCGCGAUGACGUCGCAGAUCCCGCGAGCCGAGCAGGCCGAGUCGACCGAGGCGGUCAUCCGAGAGAUGUCAAUGGUCACGGUGGAUGCCUCUCAUGCUGGGUUCAUCACAAACCUGGAUCUAGAGUGCUGCAUUGAUGGAAAGGCUUUCAGAUAUGCGGAUCUGUAUGUGACAACAGGUGGAUUCAGUGUAGACCGCCUCCUGGGACAUGGUGGGUUCGGCCAAGUGUAUAAGGGCUUUCAUAAUGGCACCAAUGAGGAGGUGGCUAUAAAGAGGCUUGAUCUCCAGGGACAGCAAGGUGACAGGGAAUUCAUUACUGAAGCUGUGAUGCUGAGCAGCCUGCACCACCCAAAUCUUGUAAAGCUUGUUGGCUAUUGUGCUGAUCUUGGACAGAGGAUUUUAGUUUACGAGUAUAUGCCUUUGGGUUCCCUAUACAGUCAUAUCCAUGAUCUUCCCCCCGGUCGGCAGCCUCUUGACUGGAGUACAAGAAUUCAGAUACUUCUUGGUGCUGCUAAAGGUCUUGAGUAUUUGCAUAACAAGGUUAAACCUCCUAUCAUUAAUCGUGAUGUGAAAUGCGCAAACAUUUUGCUUGGAGAGGGGUAUCACCCAAAACUGUCUGACUUCGGCUUAGCAAAGCUAGGUCCAACCGGUGAUAAUACCCAUGUUUCAACUAGAGUUAUGGGUACACCUGGAUAUUGUGCACCAGAGUAUUUGAUGACUGGUAAAUUGACUGUAAGCACAGAUAUUUAUAGCUUUGGUGUUGUUAUGUUGGAGGUUCUCACUGGAAGAAUUGCUAGAGAUGAAAGUCUCCCUGAAUCUGAGCGAAACCUUGCUUCAUGGGCUGUCAAUCCUACCCUCAGACCGGACAUCACCAAUCUGGUAGACCCGGCGCUGCAGGGUCAGUGCUCCGCGAGUCGUUUGUACCAUGCAUUUCUUCUUGCUGCACGAUGUGUCAGUGAAUUACCCGCUAUGAGGCCAGCCAUUACAGAAGUGGUCAGGACUCUCGACAAGAUCUCGAAGCCAGCUACUAAGAAGAGGCAGUUGGAGCGUGGGGGACCCAGCACAACAGCUAGAACUAGCUCUGGUGGGAACCAAGCCCAGGUCAAGGAUCAGGGGCAAGGAAGCUGAGGAGUCCAGUGCAAAGCAAAACAAUGGUGCUCUUCUGUUAGGAGCAGCAUUACUGCUGGCUGUUUGGGAGCAAGAACAGGUCGUGGUGCCUGUUCAGAUGAUAUGGUUGAAUCGCAUGGGUGUGCAUGUUGAAGAAUUUUGUUAAUGUAGGUCAUAGCUACCCGGUGUUACCCUUGUUGUGUUUGUUGUAUCUGAGGCUUAUCAGGCGUCGUUUUCGCCCAGAUGCUUUUGCAUGAUGAUGGGGACUAUGUACAGACCAGUGGGGAUGGCUUGUUUCCCUUGCUUUAGCUGUUGAUGUCGUACAUUGUGUUCUGCA